Messenger RNA from Candida tropicalis MYA-3404, 1596 nucleotides. It is a transcript of the gene SNG4, whose product is annotated as Sng4p. NCBI's taxonomy places the organism in Eukaryota, Fungi, Ascomycota, Pichiomycetes, Serinales, Debaryomycetaceae. The record is from RefSeq and is a predicted model, not a curated record. The transcript has a single exon. Bases 1 to 1596 code for a protein of 531 amino acids. Gene Ontology annotation, cellular component: membrane.
AUGUCGGAAUCUAACCAGGACAAAUCAAUAGACCCACUUGACUCGGAGCUGAGUUCAGAUUCAAAUUCAGUUGCGCCUUUAGCAGGGUUUGGGGGUAUCGCGGCUGAUGCAAUGCAAAGAAUCCAAACCACCGAGUAUGAAACCGAAGAAAGGAAACGAGCCCAGCUGGUUCAAAGUGGACCCAAUGCACUAAUUGAAAAAGUCCCCACAGAACCAUCGCUGACCAAGAAACCACUUACUUGGAAAGAAAAGUAUCAAGAAUAUUGGCCCGCCGUGCCAGCAUUUUCCAUUGCUUAUCUACAAGUGUUUUGUAUUUACUUGGGAGUGUUGUCCCUUUACUGGGGGUCCAUAUACAGAAGAGAAACACGGUAUCGGAAUGUAAAAUAUCUAGUGGUUAACCAGGAUGCUGAGUUCCAAUACAACGGUGAUACCAUUGAACCGUAUUUAGGGAAUGCCGUGAUCAACAUGUUUACCAAUAAUGCAACCAUAUCCAAUUUGGGUGAUUUCCGUAUAGCCAACCUCACUGACUUUGAGGAACUCGCUGCCCGUCACAAUAAUACCCCAUUUGAAGAGGUCAAGAGACAAAUCCACCAUCAGAAAUAUUGGGGUGGCAUUUACAUUGCCCCGGGAAGUACCGAAAACAUCUACAACAGUUUCUAUACUGCCAACUCGACGUUUGUGACAUCAGGCGCCAUUAAUCUGACCAUUGUUUUGGUUUAUGAGACAGGACGGCACUUCUCUGCACUUUCACAAUACAUAUUCCGAAACUUGAAUGCCAUUAGUGAAUCUUGGGUACGCAAUUACGUAUCUAGUGAAAUCUAUCAACCUAUUCUUGCUCGACUCAGUGACACUCAGCGAGAGAGAUUACUAUCGUCAAAUGAGACCAUUCUGAUAUUCACCACAUUUCCCACAUUUGCAUAUGACGAUCAACGACCUGCUCCAGAUUCAGCGGUUCUUGCACCAAGUGAAGUCCAACUCAUCUAUGCCUUGUUGGUGUCCUUCUACAGUUUCAAUUUCUCCGUGGAAAUAUAUGCAUAUAUGAAGAAAAACAUUGUUUACAAGAGCUAUUUGUUUUACAAGUUCCUUAUAUCGCAAAUGCAUGCGUUGGUUUUGGCAUUGGUUUACUCACUCAUGGCAAUAGCGUUCAGGAUCUCCACCAGUGUGACGUUUGGGAAACUGGGGUUCUUGGUGCUAUGGAUGUUUGUGUACUUGUACAUCAGUGCUGUUGGGGUAGUAAAUGAAGUGGUGAUUCUGAUUUUCCUAGCGUACGACAAGAAAGAACUAAUUGCUCCUUGGAUGGUGUUCAACAUUGUCAGUAAUGUUUCUCCCACAUUUGCGCCGUUUGUAUUGCUGCCGGGGUUCUAUAGAUACGGAUACGCGAUGCCGAUGUACAAUGCGUACGAAGCGUUAAAAGUGGUGUUUUUCAAUACGUGGAAAGGUCACCUUGGAAGAAACAUUGGUGUGUUGAUUAUUUGGAUCGUCGUUGGUAAUAUUAUCUUGGUGUUUGUAACAGCGUGGGCAAGUAGAAGAGCUAAACGGAUUGCCAAGGAACAAAGACGUAAAGAGAAAGAGGCGUUAGAAAUGCAAAAGUCAUAG